AUGGUUCCCUUAUUCGGUUUAUUUUACAUUUUUUCUCAAUUGUGCUCCUUAUGCUCCGCAUAUGUUGAUGUCACUAGUGGUUACCAAGUAUUUUUGGGCUUGCCAAACAAUAUGACAAACAAUCAAAUCUGCUGGUUAUUCCAAACAUCAUACUUCGAUAUCAAUUCCGAUAAAAGUGGUAGAACACUUAGAACAGGACGGUUUGAACCUGGCGAUCAACAAUCUUUGGUUUAUAGGGAUACUUUAGUUGAGUUGGAGGCUAUUACAGAUUUUUAUGAGUACAGUAACCUAGAUCUAUCGACUUAUAACGGACCUGAGCCAUAUAAUUCUGAGACUGAUUAUUGUAGAGAUAUAAUGGAUUUGGUAAUGCGUGUAUAUGAUGAAGAAGGAAAUUAUGUCCAUCCAGCUGCUAAUGGCUCAAGAAAUGCUUGCGCUCAUCCAACUCCUCCUACGUUAAACAAUCUAUUGAUAAAUCAUUAUUUUGACGGAAGAAAUUAUAAAGAAUCUUCCAUAUAA
Messenger RNA from Saccharomyces paradoxus, 516 nucleotides. RefSeq lists its product as uncharacterized. The record is from RefSeq and is a predicted model, not a curated record. NCBI's taxonomy places the organism in Eukaryota, Fungi, Ascomycota, Saccharomycetes, Saccharomycetales, Saccharomycetaceae. The coding region runs from base 1 to 516 and encodes 171 amino acids. The transcript has a single exon.